AUGACUCCAAAGCGCAGCGCCCGCGGCUUGGCGCACCCCCUCAGUCCAACAAGCUCAACCGGGAGCAACGACCUGGGUCCCGAACUGCUCAAUGCCAUAUUCAGCAAGCUCUCCCCCAGCCCUAUCUACCUGGCGGCACUCCACUGUGUAUGCAAAGACUGGCGCGACGUGAUGCAGGAGCACACCUAUCAGCAGCUCUGCCUGGAAGCCGCUCCUCGCCUAUGCGAAGCAAUGGGGUACAGCAAGAUCAGCGCGCCCCCAGGUGGAUGGGCGGCAGUUUUCCAGCUCCUGGUCUAUUGCCCCGGGCUCCCUUCGUUACUAUACACAACUGCAAGGGGGGAAUGGUGGAACCAGCUCGGGCAUGUGCAGAAGAAGACAGGCGGCUUUCUGACGGGAAACGGCGUUGCGUCCGCUUUACAGCUGAAGGAGGCGUUUCACAAAGACGAGCUCUUCGUCACAGGUUUGUGUCAGCACGAGGGGGCGCGGAAAAACGUGUGGGACGAGGACGUGGAGUACAUCUCAGCAAACAACUACUGUAGCUCGGAAUAUGAGGUGGCAGAUGAGGAAGAGGAAGAAGACUCUGACUGGGAAGAACCAGAUGAGGAUGGUUCCGCAGUUAGGGGCUACGUCUGCGGGAACGGACAUCUGACGUUGGGCGCGGUCGGCAACUUUACAGAGCUUGGCGGAACGAAGGUGGCGGGCUCGGGGGAGGGUCUGACGGUGGAGCCUUCCCCCCUCCUCAAAGGGUUGUCCGAGACCUUUGCGCUACAAGAAGAGUUUGAGAACGAGCUCGAGUUUCGGAAGGGCUUGGAUGCGUUCUCUGUCGCCAGGAAACUGAGGAGCCUUGCACGCGGGAUGCGAGAUGGCGUGGUUGCAGGAGAUCAAGGGGAGCUUGAGCAGGGAGAAGAAGCUUUGUUUUCGACAGAGUCGAAGACAAUGGUCGAGAUGGAAGCGGUGUUGCCUGAGUUUCAGAAAAGGCCCUGGGAUACGGUGGUAGCUUUCGAGGAAGAUUUCGAGGACUCCGAGUCGGAAUCGGAACCCGAUGCCAAAGCUGGCGGCAAACCCCCUCUGGGAGACUCCAACUGAUGACGUAGACUUCAUCAUGGAGUCUCUGCAAGGACAUCACCGGGCUGUGCCGAUCGUCCGGAGAUACGCCGCGGGCAGUAAGCGAAGUGCGAAGACUGCUCUAAGGAGAUGGCACCGGCUAAGAAUGCUAGACAGAAGGAGGUCCAAGAUAGUAUCCACGCUCUCUGCAGUAAGAGGCAGGAGAAAGAAGGAGAUUGAGGCUGCGUUAAGGAAUGUGGGGAUACAUCCGGCUGCGGAGUGGGCGUGCGAGAAGUGGCCGGACACCAGCGCAGUCGACAAGUACGCUUCGGACGAGGACUUCAUGAUCGACGAGGUCAUCAGCUGCCAGCGGAAACAACUAGCGGAGGCGGCAGCUAGGAGGGCUGCGGACCCGGUAGGUGCCGAGCGAGAGCGUCUGAGGGCACAGAAAGAGGCGAGGGACUUUGCGCGGAUUCUUCAGCGGGGUGAGAGGAAGCAGCGCUGCAAAGAGUUUCAGAAGUCUAUGAGAUGCCCGGGGUCUUCGAGUGGGGGACAAUGCAGUAGUACUGGUUCGUACACCUGCGCGUUUGUAGCGUGCGCCAAGUGUUGUCCAACGUACCCUGGGGACUGCCCGCGCCACAAAGCCGUGCUCGCCUGAGGCGGUCAGAGUCAGUCCGUUGGAUAGAUCUGCGUUUGCCAAGUGAGAGGGCUUGCGACCUCGAAGUACUGAGAGCACGGCAAUUGGUUCAGAGAGUCGAUGCUCUCUAGGUUGGACGAACUUUGGCAGACGGUCUAGUUCGUUGAACGGAUAGUGCGCGGCAUCAAGUGCCGAGUCUGCAUGGAUAGGUCGAUCAAGGUCGCUCACUGCCAACAUUUUUGGCACAUCUUGUUCCUUGCCAAUUAUCAUGCAGUGUUCAGAUCUCAUCACGAG
This is a messenger RNA of Klebsormidium nitens, 1975 nucleotides long. Lineage: Eukaryota; Viridiplantae; Streptophyta; Klebsormidiophyceae; Klebsormidiales; Klebsormidiaceae. The record is from the annotation of a GenBank genome assembly.